CUGCUGACAAUUGUAGACUUUCAACCAACCACGUCAUCCACGGCACUGAUUAAUGCAACUUACUGGCUGGGUGCAAUAAUUAGCUACCCAUUCACCCAAUUUAUCGGAGAUCAUUGGGGAAGAAAGAGAGUCAUUUAUGUUGGAGCAGUCGUCUCCGUCAUUGCAACCGUCCUUCAAGCAGCGGCUCAAAACGUACCGAUGUUUGUAGUGUCUCGUGUUCUGUUUGGUUUCACUGCCAUUCUUUCGGGCAACUCAGCUUCUGUCCUGGUGGCUGAGUCGGUCCACCCUCGGGAUCGCAACGUAUUAACAGCAUCGUACAAUUCGAACUAUUACAUCGGCGCUAUCCUUGCAGCCUGGACGACGUUCGGCACUGGUGCUAUUGCGAGUUCUUGGUCAUGGAGAAUUCCCAGCCUGUUACAGGGUGUCUGUGCGGUUAUCAAUGUCCUGUUUCUACCCUUUGUGCCCGAAUCCCCUCGUUGGCUCGUUGCCAAGGGCAGAGUGGGUGAAGCGUCGCAUGUCUUGGCAGAUGCUCAUGCUAAUGGAGACCUCGAUGAUCCGCUCGUGAGAGCUGAACUGCACGAGAUUAAAGAGAACAUUCGGCUACUGAAAAACGACAACCCAUGGAGAGACAUCUACUCCUCUUCAUCUAACCGAAAGCGCCUGUUUAUCCUCAUCUUUCUCGGAUUCUCCAUGAACUGGUCAGGGAAUGGGCUGGUGUCCUAUUACCUUUCCAAAGUGUUGGCGACUGUCGGCAUCACAUCUCAAGAUGAACAGACACUCAUCAACGGCAUUCUGUCCAUUACAUCUUGGUUAACCUGCAUUGUUGCUUCCUGGUCGGCAGGCCGCAUCGGACGUCGCACGCAAUUCUUAACUUCAUCUCUCGUGAUGCUCGCCUCCUUCACUGCCGUCACUAUCUCUAAUUCAGUGGUUGCUCGGGAGCCAUAUAGCAAACAUGCGUCAGUUUCAGUAAUUUUCUUUAUUUUCCUCUUUAUGAGUGGCUACAACUGGGCCUUCAACCCUCUAGCAUACUCCUACCCUCCGGAGAUCCUGCCAUAUAACCUGCGUCUCAUUGGACAGUCAACAAUUCUGUUUGCUUGCACGAUUGCCGGCUUUUUCAACACAUAUGUCAACCCAAUCGGAUUAGCAAACAUUGGUUGGAGAUAUUACAUUGUCUACAUUGCGUGGCUCGCCACUGAAGUCGUCGUUAUUUAUUUCACUUUCCCAGAGACACUUGGAUACUCUCUCGAAGAGAUCAGCCCACUCCUCGAAGACGACGGGUUCAUAACAAAACUAAGGAAGAAACAUACUGUAGAGAAAACCAAAGUUGCAACUAUAGGGCAUGCGUAA
Molecule: messenger RNA, 1347 nt
Organism: Clonostachys byssicola
Lineage: Eukaryota; Fungi; Ascomycota; Sordariomycetes; Hypocreales; Bionectriaceae
Source: the annotation of a GenBank genome assembly